AUGUCGACAUCAGGGACUAUCAGCAAUUAUUAUGUCGACUCCCUUAUCAUGCAUGAGAACGAGGAGCUGCUGUCGUCCAGAUAUGCCUCGGGUCCACUGGCUCAGUCUUCCAGACAGACAGCUCUUGCUGAGCACCCCGACUUCUCCCCAUGUAACUUCCAGUCCAAAGCCACUGUGUUCAGCACCUCCUGGAGCCCAGUUCAUGCGCAGAGCUCUGCCAAUAUGCCCACUGUUUAUCACCCGUACAUGCACCAGGCGCCCAUUGCCGCCGCGCCCGAUGGUAGGUACAUGCGCUCCUGGCUAGAGCCCAUGCCGGGAACCCUGUCUUUCACCGGGUUACCUUCCAGUAGACACUACGGCAUCAAGCCCGAGCCUGUAGCGGCUCGCAGGAGUGACUGCACCACGUUUGAAACACACACGUUAGCCCUCUCAGAUUAUACUUGUGGACCUUCUCCUGUCGACAAACGUGUGAGCGAGGUUUCCUUCACUGAAAAUAAUGGAGAGAUUGAAUCAAACGCAGAUAAGCUCCAUAUGGAUCCAAAUAACCCUUCCGCCAAUUGGCUGCAUGCAAGAUCUACAAGAAAGAAACGUUGCCCCUACACCAAGCAUCAGACCUUGGAGCUGGAGAAGGAAUUCUUGUUUAAUAUGUACCUCACACGAGACCGCAGAUAUGAGGUCGCAAGGGUCCUUAACCUCACCGAACGGCAAGUUAAAAUCUGGUUUCAGAACAGGAGGAUGAAGAUGAAAAAAAUCAACAAGGAACGACCUAAAGACGACCGGUGA
This is a messenger RNA of Hemiscyllium ocellatum (epaulette shark), 783 nucleotides long. Its product is annotated as homeobox protein Hox-A9. Lineage: Eukaryota; Metazoa; Chordata; Chondrichthyes; Orectolobiformes; Hemiscylliidae. Gene Ontology annotation, cellular component: nucleus. The transcript is spliced from 2 exons. The record is from RefSeq and is a predicted model, not a curated record. Gene Ontology annotation, biological process: anterior/posterior pattern specification; embryonic skeletal system morphogenesis; regulation of transcription by RNA polymerase II. Bases 1 to 783 code for a protein of 260 amino acids. Gene Ontology annotation, molecular function: RNA polymerase II cis-regulatory region sequence-specific DNA binding; DNA-binding transcription factor activity, RNA polymerase II-specific.